Aureobasidium uvarum is the source of this 864-nucleotide messenger RNA. The record is from the annotation of a GenBank genome assembly. NCBI's taxonomy places the organism in Eukaryota, Fungi, Ascomycota, Dothideomycetes, Dothideales, Saccotheciaceae.
AUGUCAGACAUCAAUCUCCAGGAGGUGCACGACUACUUGGUCGACGUCGCCAAGCAAGCAGGCAAAGUCAUCACUGCUGCACGUCCGUCGACGACAGCGGCCUGUGAGAAGAAGAAUUCAGUUGAUCUGGUCACAGAGACUGAUCAGGCCACUGAGCGUCUCAUCACUAGCCUGAUUCACGAAAGAUAUCCCAAUUUUGAAACCUACCAACCUGGCGACAUCCUGACGGAUCGUCCAACCCUGAUAUGCGACCCCGUCGACGGAACCACCAAUCUAGUGCACACGUAUCCAUAUGUCAGCAUCUCUCUGGGACUCGCUAUUGACCGAAAGCCCGUCGUUGGCGUCGUAUACAACCCUUUCACGAAAACCUUGUUCUCUGCUGUCAAAGGAAUGGGCUCCUUCCUGUCUGAUCCCUUCCAUGAUCAUGUACAACUGCCCCUGAAAGAGCCAGAGGCCCUUGCUCUUGACAAAGCUCUCAUAGCUGUGGAAUGGGGAAGCGAUCGAGCUGGCCACGACUACGACAUCAAAGUCAAGACUUUCCGCAACCUCUGCGCCAGUUCAGAAGAAGGCGGUGCUAUGGUGCAUGGCAUCCGCUCCUUCGGCUCGGCUGCCCUGAACCUGUGUGGCGUCGCUGCCGGCCAUCUAGAUGCCUACUGGGAAGCAGGUUGCUGGGCUUGGGAUGUGUGCGCUGGUUGGGUGAUUCUAGAAGAAGCCGGCGGGCAAGUCGUUGAUGCAAACAGGGGCAACUGGCAACCGAGAGUCGACGAAAGACGAUAUCUGGCAGUGAGAAAAGGAGAGGGCCAAAACGCUUUCAUCGAAGACCUCUGGAGUCAUGUUGCUGGAAACCUGAAAGUAGGCAUUUGA